GUUCCCGCGUUGAGCCUCGUCGCCGCCUCCGCCUCUCCCGCCGCCGCCAUGUCCGACUAUAGCGCGGGCGGGCCGCCGCCGCCCUCAGCUGGGCCGCCGGGCGGAGGAGCCGGAGCUGCCGGGCCGCCGAGUCAGGCAGGUGGAGGAGGAGGAGGAGGAGGAGGCGCUGGUGGGGCCGGGCAGGCUGGGGGAGCGGCGGGGCCCGGGCCCGCCGGGAUCCGGAAAGACGCCUUCGCCGACGCGGUACAACGCGCACGGCAGAUAGCAGCAAAGAUUGGGGGAGACUCAACCACAACAGUGAACAACUCCACCCCUGACUUUGGAUUUGGUGGUCAAAAGAGACAACUGGAGGAUGGAGACCAGCCAGAAAGCAAGAAGCUGGCUGCUCAGCCAGAACCUUUGCCACCACCCCCUCAACUCGGACCGAUCCACCCACCCCCCAGGUCUACAGUGACUGAAGAGUACAGAGUACCUGAUGGCAUGGUGGGACUCAUUAUAGGCAGAGGCGGGGAACAGAUCAACAAAAUACAGCAGGACUCUGGAUGCAAAGUACAGAUCUCGCCAGACAGCGGAGGGUUGCCGGAGCGGAGCGUCUCUCUGACAGGAUCCCCAGAUUCGGUCCAGAAGGCAAAAAUGAUGCUCGAUGACAUUGUGUCCCGAGGGCGUGGAGGGCCGCCCGGUCAGUUCCACGACAACGCCAACGGACAGAACGGGACAGUACAAGAAAUCAUGAUCCCGGCGGGAAAGGCAGGCCUGGUGAUCGGCAAGGGAGGGGAGACCAUUAAGCAGUUGCAGGAGCGGGCUGGAGUGAAAAUGAUUUUAAUUCAGGACGGUUCACAGAACACAAACGUAGAUAAGCCUCUUCGGAUAAUCGGAGACCCUUACAAAGUACAGCAAGCUUGUGAAAUGGUAAUGGACAUCUUGCGAGAACGGGACCAGGGAGGCUUCGGUGACCGGAAUGAGUACGGUUCAAGGAUUGGUGGAGGAAUCGAUGUCCCUGUGCCCAGGCAUUCCGUCGGUGUGGUUAUCGGGCGUAGCGGAGAGAUGAUUAAGAAAAUACAAAAUGACGCUGGAGUUCGGAUACAGUUCAAGCAAGAUGAUGGGACAGGCCCAGAGAAAAUUGCCCACAUUAUGGGUCCCCCAGACAGAUGCGAACACGCCGCCAGGAUUAUCAAUGACCUCCUCCAGAGUCUCCGGAGCGGGCCACCGGGUCCUCCAGGCUCCGGAAUGCCCCCCGGAGGCCGAGGACGUGGCCGAGGCCAGGGUAACUGGGGGCCUCCCGGAGGAGAGAUGACCUUCUCGAUCCCCACUCACAAGUGUGGUCUGGUUAUUGGCAGAGGAGGAGAAAACGUCAAAGCCAUCAACCAGCAGACGGGCGCCUUUGUAGAAAUAUCCCGGCAGCUGCCGCCCAACGGAGAUCCCAACUUCAAGCUGUUCAUCAUCCGGGGCUCACCUCAGCAAAUCGACCACGCCAAGCAGCUUAUUGAGGAGAAAAUUGAGGGUCCUCUCUGCCCAGUAGGACCAGGGCCUGGGCCUGGGGGGCCUCCGGGGCCAGCACCAAUGGGCCCCUUCAACCCUGGGCCUUUCAACCAAGGGCCACCUGCAGCACCUCCCCACCCGGGUGGGCCGCCGCCUCCACAGUACCCACCGCAAGGCUGGGGGAACACCUACCCCCAGUGGCAGCCGCCUGCCCCUCAUGACCCAAGUAAAGCGGCCGCAGCGGACCCCAACGCAGCUUGGGCAGCUUAUUACUCGCACUACUACCAGCAGCCUCCUGGUCCGGUUCCGGGAGCACCGCCCGCCCCCACGGCGCCACCCGUGCAAGGAGAACCACCGCAGCCGCCCCCUACCGGGCAGUCGGACUACACUAAAGCAUGGGAGGAGUAUUAUAAGAAGCUAGGCCAGCAGCCCCAACAGCCUGGAGCUCCACCGCAGCAGGACUAUACGAAAGCUUGGGAAGAAUAUUACAAGAAGCAGGCUCAGGUAGCUACAGGAGCGGCAGGGCCAGCGGCACCCCCGGGCCCUCAGCCAGACUACAGCGCGGCUUGGGCAGAAUACUACAGACAACAAGCUGCCUACUACGGACAGACGCCUGGGGCCGGGGGGCCGGUGCCACCGCCCACACAGCAGGGACAGCAGGCUCAGUGAGUUGAAUGUCAACCUCCCCAUCUCUGAGAAUCUUUUUGUUUUUUGGGGGGGGCAAGAGGUGGCCGCUGCAGGAAGCGACGGGGUGGGAAGGAAGCUGGCCUUGUUGCUCUGAUUCGCUAGGCUUCUUCGGGGAAAUCUUGGCCGACGCCGCCUUCAAGUCUCUUUAAAGUAAAAUCCAAAAACUCCAAAAAAAAAAAAAGACCCACAAAACAACCCAGCCCACAAAUGUUGAGCCAGCAGCCGUAGAAGAUAGCCGACUAAAAAACGCUGCCGCCAGACCCUCCCCCUCCCCCCCCCCCCGCCUGACACGCACCUCAGUUUUUCAGGGUAACACUUCCUCCUUUUUUUCUUUCUGUUUCGUUAAAAAAAAAACUUUACAAGGAAAAAGUCACUCUGCUUUUUAGUUAGGGUUGGAACAUUCCUCGGACAACGGUGUUGGUGUUUCAGACAACCCCCUCCUCCCCCCACCCUUCCGUUUCUCCACCGCUGGGACUGAUCCGUCGUGUUUUUUGUCUGUUCAAGAGGAGAUUGAAACAAACAAAAUUGUAUGCUCAAGUUUUUACUUUUUACCGCUCGUUUUUAACUUCACAAAUAAAUGAUAACGGAAAAAAAACCAUCCCCCUGUGUCUGCCGGGUGGUGUCUGUCCGUCUUUCUCUCUCUCUCUCUUUCUCUUUUCUCUCUCUCUCUCUCUCUCUUUCUGUCCAUAGGGUUUUUUUGAAGCUGAUGUUUGUUCACAGUAUAGCUGUUGUAAAAGCCUGAAUAAUGGUCAUGAAUUUAAAAAAAAAAAAAAAGAGCUUCCUGUGUUUUUAUAGUUUGAGCAGGCAAUUGUGCAUUUUUGUUGAAUAAAAUGCUUUUUUGUUUUAAAAA
Molecule: messenger RNA, 3016 nt
Organism: Heteronotia binoei (common prickly gecko)
Lineage: Eukaryota; Metazoa; Chordata; Lepidosauria; Squamata; Gekkonidae
Gene: KHSRP
Product: KH-type splicing regulatory protein
Exons: 20
Coding region: 49-2148 (699 amino acids)
Biological process (GO): regulation of DNA-templated transcription
Cellular component (GO): cytoplasm; nucleus
Molecular function (GO): mRNA binding
Source: RefSeq, a predicted model, not a curated record